GGUCUCAUCUGCUAACCCUUCAGACAUGGCUUCCACCUUCGCUGACCUUCCAGCAGAACUCACCGAAGCCGUGCUCGUCGCGUCCGCAGCCUCCGGGAACCCGAAUUCCAUAACAGCGCUUUCCCAGACCUGCAAGUUCUUCUACGACCUAAUCUACCGUUGUCCGGACCAACACCUCUGGCGGGAGAUAUUCCUUACUACUUUUGAUGAUCCCAGACCAGCUCUGAAUCAUUUGAGUACCAUUUCAGGUGGUCACCCUAGCUUGGAGUUCAACUGGACUCAAGAAUACAUUAACCGUAUUGGCGCAGCUAGGUAUAUCAGACGUCCGGUCCAAACGACGGCCCCAGUAAGUUCGCAGUCGGACAUCCCAACGUCAUUAUCUGUAGUGAAAGCACUACUCUCAGUCAUCACCACUUCCUUACCCUUCCCAUCAUCCCCGCCCAUAUCUCUCACCUUCCUAACUGACUCUCCCGAGUCCAAUUCUCGUUUCGCACCCAUGAUCAACUCUCCCCCAUUCCCACCCCUGCUUCUCCUGCUUACAGCCAAUUACAGUGCCCUGCUUGGUAGCGUCAAUGCGACGUGGCUUCAGGAUUUGUUGGAAAUCGGGUUCCCCCCUGAGCUCACACGCACGCUAAUGGCAAAACUAUCAUUCGAUGUCCAGGGUCAUGCGCCGUACCAGCCCACUCUAAGCUCCGCAUCGCACUGGAUCGGGUCAGAAGUCGGCCAGCUAUUCCACAAACUCAUCUGCUGUACCGGCUUUAUACCCAUUGCCGCACCAGCACCCGAGCUCGCAGACACGUCCAUUCCUGGAGCCUGGCCAGUAACAUCUACGUCGGCAUCACCAGACUCAGCAUCUGCCCUUGAUGAGAACGAAGAUAUGCCUGCCCUACCCAUCAUAUGCUCGCGCUCGUUAUACACCCCCGAAGGGCAGUCCGCGGAUGCCCGCACCCUCGCACGCAGGCGUGUCUACGACAUGCGCUACCUCGGACCCGCACGCAUGUGGGGUCCCUUCCACCCCGUGCGACGCGACACCACCGAUUCCCCCCAGUCAAACCAACUUGACAUCAUAGAUGAGGAUGAGAACGAAGAUAAUGACGAGGAAGACGAAGACGAGGAAGACGACUUGGGUCUGAUGCACUUGGGGUUGAUGAAUGGGCGCCGCGUCCCUGAUCUGAGUCCACCAAUCAAGCCAUAUGAACUCGUACCGGACUAUGUGUGGCUCGCGUCUGCGCGUAUCGUCGUGGAGGCGAAUUUGAGGGAGAUGUUUAGGCAGUCACCCUUCCUGACUGCGUUUUCGACAGGUGAUAUUUUGCCGUAUAUGCGCAAGAUGCAUACGAUGUGCAUAGGUGGGUCGCCUGGGUAUUGGGUUGCAUGGGAAAAUAGGCUCAGGGACGAGGAGGGAUCCGAGGGGAGUGGGAAGAGCAAGCAGGGCGAAGUUGAAGGAUGGGAUUGGGCGGGUGUGAGUGGUAUUUGGAAGCGAUGUGUUUGCUGGCUUGAUUACCGAGACCUCUUGGCUGGCUACUCCGAAUCCCCCAUCCCACCAGGCAGCACCACCCGCCCUCUCCCAACCAUCCACGUUGAGGGUGAAUCUAUAGGCAUAAUCAGCGAUGGAACUAUUCGAUGGCAGAUGGUAUCUACUGCAGCGGGGUCAGAUGAGCCAGAGUGGUCGUCAGAGGCGGUUCAAAUUGGGGGGCCGGGUGCGGCGGUUGGGUUUUUGGGGAUGUGGACGGGGGCGACGCAUGAGAGGCCGGACCCGCUUGGUCCAUUUUGGGCUUGGAAGGUCGCGUGAAAUGGACCUGCAGUAGCGGGUUGUGUGUGGAUGGGCGAUUAUGUAUGGUUCUAGCCAUUUGGUCUAGGUACUAGCCUAGUUUACAGGUCACUGUCAUUCAUCUCUUAUCUCUGUAUCACUCUAAUAAGAUUGAGGAGACAUCGUGACAUAUGUAUC
Suillus subalutaceus is the source of this 1945-nucleotide messenger RNA. RefSeq lists its product as uncharacterized. The transcript is spliced from 6 exons. NCBI's taxonomy places the organism in Eukaryota, Fungi, Basidiomycota, Agaricomycetes, Boletales, Suillaceae. The record is from RefSeq and is a predicted model, not a curated record. The coding region runs from base 26 to 1789 and encodes 587 amino acids. Gene Ontology annotation, molecular function: protein binding.